Molecule: messenger RNA, 3028 nt
Organism: Paramisgurnus dabryanus
Lineage: Eukaryota; Metazoa; Chordata; Actinopteri; Cypriniformes; Cobitidae
Gene: phtf1
Product: putative homeodomain transcription factor 1
Cellular component (GO): endoplasmic reticulum
Source: RefSeq, a predicted model, not a curated record
GGAUGCACAUGUGUGUCGUUUCUGCCAGCAGGCGCGGGUGGGAGUGAGAGCUUCAUCACUUACUUCUCUUUACCUAAACAGGAUCUUUCCGUCGGCGAUCAUGUUUAAAAAAGUAAUAUCUGUGCGAUUGUCAGCCAUUGUAGUUCGUUCAGAUCUUUAGAAAACAAUUGUUUACAUUUAGAUCAGAUGUUUACGAAAGUUUUGCUGUAGGAGGAGGUUUGUUGCAACUGCUGCAUAAACAUCUAAAAAUGUUGACAAGACACGACACGCGCAGUUGAGGAGCCACAGUUAUCUUUACUGUACAUAUUGAAAUAUCCUGUGAUUGAGACUGUACUGUAAUCUACUGUAUGAGAUGACGUGACCUAAUGCAUAUCAAACAUGGCAGGAAUAGCAUGGUACCAGAAAAAGAUUGGCGCUUAUGAUCAGCAGAUUUGGGAAAAAUCACUGGAACAAACUGAACUCAAGGGUUUUGGAAACAAACCUAAAAAGACCGGCCAUAUCAAACCAGACCUUAUUGAUGUUGACCUAGUAAGAGGUUCCACGUUUAGCAAGGCCAAACCGGAGAGUCCUUGGACCGCUCUGACCCGUAAAGGCCUGGUCAGGGUCCUCUUCUUUCCUUUUUUCUUUCAGUGGUGGAUCCAAGUUACAUCUAAAUGUAUCUCCACCUGCAUCUUGGUUCUGUACUUUCUUCAAGUGGCAGGAGCUGUAUUGUAUUUUGAGGUACCAGCAGCCUGUGCCAGUGAGGUGGUGGGACCAUUAUGCCUCAUGCUAUUGUUGGGUACAGUGCACUGCCAAAUAGUGUCCACAGAAACCUCCAGAAGUCCAGAUAACAGUCCCAUCUCCAGCCGUACAGCCAGUCCUGUUCGCCGGAAAAGACAGAGGAAAAGCAGAAAAUCGAAGAGAUCAGAGGAUGAGGGAAGCAAAGGAAGGGGGGUGGUAGAUCUCAAGCCUUGGCUACUUGAAGACAACCAUCGGCUCUACAGAACAGAGAAGAGACUGAUCUCACCAAGGAGUCCUCGAUAUGGGGCUUCUGAUGAUCUCUCCAGUGAGGAAGAGGGGGCAGAUGAAGCAGAUCUUCACCGAGACAGGCUUUUCUCAUCGGCACCUCCCAAAUACGCACCAGCGUUAAGGAGUAGACUCCACAAUGUCCCCACGAACCACCUGCCACCGCAGGCCCAACCUCAGGGAAACUUUAAUGGCACCCCAGGAUUGGCACGUGAAGUCGAGCAUCUGCGGCCAUCAGAGGGUUCACAUCCGGCCUCAGAUACUGAUGACAUGUUAUGGGAAGAGCUUCUGCAGGAUCCUGACUCCGCCUCCACAGGAAGCAGUGACAGUGGGGAGGAGCCUCACAGUCAUAGCCAUUCCUUUCCUAUGCCCAGCAUAACUCUAACUAGUGAUGAUGAGGAUGAAGCCUUACCUCAGCACCAGUUUUCUUGGCUGCAAGCAUGUCAUCCCUCUAAAGACCGAGUCAGUGCCAUUUUUUGGGAGCAGGGAGAAUGCAAGAAAGCAGACAUGUCCGUGCUGGAGAUCAGUGGUAUCAUUCUCAGCAGAGUGAAGGUAGUCGAACAGGGAAUGGGAUAUCUUCUCUUCGGCACCCUGGUCACGGCUUGCCUGGUUCUGCUGCCCUACUGCUUUAGGCUGGCACAGAAACUUGAUGUUGUCAGUCGCAGUUCUGUUACUCUUGAGCAGCUUUUGGCAUUGGCCAUUGGGUCACGUAGUGUCGUAUCAUAUGCGUUCUUCAUCAUCACCACAGUGGAGAGAGCGGUCCUCGCUGGACUCUUCUUUUUUAUGUUGUGUGUGGCUGAGAGGACAUAUAAACAGCGCCUUCUGUUUGCGAAACUCUUCAGCCAUCUCACGUCGGCACGUAAAGCCAAAAAAUCUGAGAUUCCUCACUUUCGACUGAAGAAAGUACAAAACAUUAAGAUGUGGCUUUCACUGCGAUCAUUCCUGAAGAGACGAGGGCCUCAGCGGUCAGUUGAUGUCAUUGUAUCAUCAAUUUUUCUGCUGGCGUUGUCCAUUGCCUUCAUCAUCUGUGCCCAGCUUCUACACAGUCAUCACACUUUUCUUGACUCCGAAACCAACUGGGAGCUAAUGGUCUGGUGUGCUUCCCUCAUGGUUUUCCUGCUAAGACUGGCUACCCUAGGGGCAGAGACCAACCGAAAGUACAGCAACGCUUCUGUGCUCCUAACUGAACAGAUAAACUUAUAUCUUAAGAUGGAGAAAAAACCCAACAAAAAGGAUGAGCUGAACAUAGUGAACAAUGUGUUGAGGCUGGCCACAAAGUUGUUGAAAGAAUUAGAUGCUCCAUUUCGUCUGCUAGGCCUGACGGUAAACCCGCUCAUCUACAAUAUAACAAGAGUGGUCAUUCUUUCAGCCAUUUCAGCUGUGGUCAGCGAUUUACUGGGGUUCAACAUCCGGCUCUGGAAGAUCAAAACCUAAAGUGAUGCCACUACACUGUCUUAACACUGGGACCCGAGAGACUCUUAACUGUGCUUAUGAACAACCUCUCAUGGCCAGUAUCUUUAAAAACUGUGCAAAUCUACUGACCAAACCUGCGCAUGGCUUUGCCUCCACUUUCUGUGCCAAUGGCCAGCCCGAAAAACCUGUGUUCAAUUCAACUUGAACUCUUAGGUUAUUCCCUCAUAUCUGAAUAACUGUAAAGCACAACUAGACUUGAAAAUGUAAUGCAUUGUUUUGAAUGCGACUUUCUCUAUGCACUUGCCAAGUGCUGUAACUACUUAUAAGUGUGAUGUUAUGUAUUUCAAUCACUGUGCUUUGUUUCUAGAAAUGUAUUUUCUAAUAAUAUAUUAUCUGAUGUGGAAGUAAUACCUUUAAAACAGAACCACUAUGUGCCUGGUGAAUAAUUCCAUUUAAUAGUAGUUUGUAGAUAUGCUAUGUAUGAAACAUAUUCAUUGACUGCUGAAUAGGAAAUUAAAGUUUUUUAAGGUACUGAAAAUAUUGCACAUUGAAGCUCCAUGUGGGCACAUAAUUUCUAAUGGCAUUGUAUUCAAAUAAACUUUUCUUUAAC